UUACUUUUUUUACUUUUAGUUAUUUGCGAAAGCAGAUAAAGACAUUUAGUUCUACUCUUAUAAUUAUCUUGUUAAGAAAUUUAUUCAAAUAAUUUAUAGUCUUGGGAAAAAACUAUAAAAAAUGGAUAUUCGCUUUGAUGGGAAACGGGCGUUAGUAACUGGAGCUGGGAAAGGUAUUGGAAAGGCUGUUGCUAUUAGAUUGGCGGAAUGUGGUGCGGAGGUGAUCGCAGUCAGCAGAACUCAUUCAGAUUUAGAAGAACUGGAAAAAUGUAAUAAUAAGAUAAAGACUGUUCUUUUGGAUAUUAGUAAUUGGGAAAAAACUAAGACCACUAUUUCAGAUCUUGAACCUAUUGAUUUGCUUGUUAAUAAUGCCGCUAUAGCAAAAGACAAAGAGUUUGGUGACUUGUCGGAAGAGGAAAUUGACGAAUCAUACAAUAUCAAUGUGAAGGCAAUAAUAAAUAUAUCCCAG
Messenger RNA from Parasteatoda tepidariorum (common house spider), 469 nucleotides. Lineage: Eukaryota; Metazoa; Arthropoda; Arachnida; Araneae; Theridiidae. The record is from RefSeq and is a predicted model, not a curated record.